This is a messenger RNA of Physcomitrium patens, 3932 nucleotides long. NCBI's taxonomy places the organism in Eukaryota, Viridiplantae, Streptophyta, Bryopsida, Funariales, Funariaceae. The record is from RefSeq and is a predicted model, not a curated record.
UGACAACCUGCUCAACUUCUGGAGUCCGGAGUUCAGCAUCAGGAGACUCGCGUGUCUGUGAGUUCCACAAGCAGCUUAGUUGUUGAUUUUGUAGACGAAAUUCAAAAUUUGCGCGGAUUAUCGUUUGCGAUGGUUGGAUCAAUUCACGAGAUGUCCGCCUCGCUUUUCAGGUGAAUCCACGCUACGUUGCAACAACGAAAUACAUCGAGAAAUUUCAAGGUGCUCUGUAAUCGCUGUGUAGGUGUCCGGCGUUAAGAAUACUGACUCUUGAGUUCACUUAGUCCGCUUAGUCCUCUUCUUAUGCGAUCACUUGUGCGUCAUUGUCCGUGUGAGCAGUCCUUUCCGUCGUUCCAGGAACUGCGUUGCAAGGAAGGUUGAGAAAAUGACAGGGGUACAAACAUUGGGUAUGCUGCGUUGCUAUUGAUUCUCAAGUGAGUUGGCAUAUAAAUAAUCAAGAAUCACGGCAAUCCUGGUUUAGCAGAUCAUAAAUUGGCCUAGAGACGAGAUGAAGUGAUCGACAUCAAAGUUGCAACACAUGUUUUCGGACAAUAUAAGAAUUCUAAUUCUAAUUAACGGGCAAUCCAGCCUUGUUAAACAAAUGACCUGGAUAUAUCAAACAGGAUAAGCGAGAAUGAAUAAUAAGACCAGGCAGCCAUGACAGGUACUGAACAUUUGCUCACAAGGAGAAGUUGCAGUUAUAUCAUUCUGGUGGCAGUAAUUUCUUUACUAACAACAUUACCUGGGGCGGAGGCCAUUGCUACCGACGAAGGUUGGGCUUUAUUGGACUUUAAAAAUGCCAUAUCCGACUCGCGCAGUACUUUGAGAACGUGGAAAUCUGAAGAUUCUUAUCCUUGUGAGUGGUCGGGAAUUAGCUGUGAUAAAAAUUCUCACGUCACCUCCAUUAAUCUCCGCAACGCCGGGUUGUCGGGAACAAUCGCUUUGGAGUUGCACAGAUUACGAAAACUACGGAUUCUUAUCUUGUCCGAGAACAAUUUCUCGGGUCCCAUACCCCCGCAGCUUUCGGAAAUAGGAAGCCUCUGGAAGCUGAAACUCGAUCACAACAAUCUCACGGGGAGUAUACCGGGGGAGCUCAGCCAUCUUUCUAAUUUGCGGAUAUUUGAUUUGUCUUACAACGCCCUUUCAGGUCCAAUCAACGACACCAUUUUCAGAACUUGCCGUCGUCUGCGGUUUGUAUCUUUUGCACAGAACAGGCUUAGUGGAUCCCUCCCUGGCAAUCUCCGCAAAUGCACAAAACUCACUGGAUUCGAUUUUUCAUCGAAUUUAUUAAAUGGCAACAUCACAAUUGACAUUACCAAGUUGAACGAUCUGACGUACAUCAAUCUCCAGAGCAAUAGUCUUUCAGGACCUUUCCCACAGGCCCUUUCUAAACUUACCGCCCUGAACUACAUCAAUAUGGGUAACAAUCAUUUGAGCGGGACUCUGCCAGAGGAACUGGGAAAACUUGAUUACUUAAAACAGCUGUCGGUGAACAACAACCUUUUCUCAGGUGAGGUUCCUGCAGAUAUUGUCUCGCUGCCUAGUCUGCAGCAUCUAGACCUCUCUUGCAACAGCUUCACUGGAAGGUUGCACCUUAAUGGAAGUGGCUGUGCAUCCCUUCGGGGUUUGAACUUAGCCGAGAACAUGUUUGAAGGCGACAUGCCUCUUGGAUUGAGUAACUGCUCCCAGCUUGUGUUUCUGAAUCUUGCAAAGAACGAGUUCAACGGGUCGCUUCUCCCUGAUAUUGGUCGACUUGCUUUACUCAAGUUCUUCGACGCGAACGGAAACCAAUUCGUGGGAGAGAUUCCAGCAAAUAUCACGGGAUUGGUUUCCAUAAGUGCUCUGGUUUUGGGGAACAACAAAAUUCAGGGUAGGAUACCGAGGGAGAUUGGGAACCUCAGGGCGUUGGAGAUACUGGACCUUUCGGGCAUGAAGAUAGAAGGUGCCAUCCCUUCUGAGCUAUGCAACUGCACAGCACUGCAGAAACUGGAUCUGUCUAGUAACAAAAUGAACGGCAGUAUACCAGCCGAACUCAGCAAUCUAUCGGAUCUUAGGGAGAUCGAUUUGGAAAAUAAUUCGUUCACCGGCACCAUUCCAUCAGCUUUGGGGAACUUGACCGGGUUGGCCAUAUUUAAUGUAUCUUACAACCACCUGUCCGGAACCAUACCGAGAGACAGAUCUUUGGCCCAAUUUGGUUCCUCAUCUUUCAUUGGCAACUCCGGCCUGUGCGGAGAACCAUUGAGCAUUACAUGUAGCGAAGCUAGAUCACCACCCACACAACCGACCAGUUCUCCGGCGGCUGGAAAUCCUACCACAAGUCCAUCCCCAAAUACUGUGACAGCUGCGCGUCGAAGGCCUUUCCUCACUGGAACGGCAAUCUCAGCAAUAGCCAUCACGGGUGCACUUGUGGUGGGUGCAUUGAUCAUUGCCUUCCUCAGUGUGCGGGUUUGGAGAAAGCAAAAGAAGAGAGCAGAGCUGGUGAGCGUUAAGGAAAAUAUCGAUGACUUCAGCAGUCAAGCUUCUGCCGGAAAACUGGUGCUGUUCAACGGGGUUUCUUCGUCACUGUAUAACGAGUGCAUCAAGGAGGGGGCUGGUGCUCUUGUUGACAAGAAAAGGAUCGUUGGAGCGGGGUCCAUUGGCACCGUCUAUGAGGCAAAUACGAGUGACGGAACGACCAUCGCCGUGAAGAAGUUGCGCACUUUGGAAAGAAUGAGAGACGCUGAGGAGUUCGAGGUUGACAUGCGCAGCCUAGAAAACGUGCGACACCCGAACCUGGUGAUGGUUCAAGGCUACUACUUGUCGACGACGUUGAAGCUGAUUUUGUCUGAAUUUGUUCCAAAUGGAACUCUUUCAGAUCGUCUCCACGAUCUGAAUCCCGCAGUCAUUAGCCUGACCUGGUUGCAACGGUACACGAUCGGACUUGGAAUAGCCAGGGGCCUUGUCCGCCUCCAUUGCAAUCACAGCGUCCCAAUAAUGCACUUCAAUCUUACAUCCGCUAACGUGCUCCUGGAUGAGAGGCUAGAAGCAAAAAUCAGUGACUACGGACUUCGGAAGUUUUUACCGAUUCAGAAUAAGUACAUUUCUAGCCGGAUAUUUCACGAAACACUCGGUUACGUUGCUCCUGAACUAGCUUGCGGAAGUCUGCGCGUUUCUGAGAAGUGUGAUGUCUACAGCUUUGGAGUAGUGCUUCUGGAGAUAGUCACAGGUCGUAAACCUUGUGAAGAGAUUGACGGAGCUACUGUUCUGGUGGGAGACUACGUGAGAUACAAAUUAGAGCAGGGUAAUGUUUGGGAGUGUGUAGAUCCAAGACUCAAGGAUUAUGAUGGUUUUGAGGUUGUGAAUGUCAUCAAAUUGGCGCUUAUCUGCACUUCCCAGGAGCCUUCCACCCGACCCACCAUGGCCGAGGCUGCGCGAACAUUAGAAGAAUCGCAUGGAUCUCGAAGUGUUCCGCAGGAUCAGCAAGAAUGCCCUGACAGCAACUCUUGGAGCGUCCAGUUUUGACUCUUCGAACUUUGAUGGUCAAAACUUAUGCAAGCAUAUCUAUUUUCACGGUACUGUCAAGCAUGUGCAUUAAAGUUCAGGCAAUUCAGGUUGAAAUGAUCGCAGCCAUGCUGCAAAGAAUGUUUGGAAGGCUGUAUCUGUUUGUGCACUUACUCCUAGUAAAUUAAUUGCAUAAAAUCAAUUAUGCACACUCAGUAGGUGAAAACAAAUGAGUCACAAGCAUCUUCCAGUCAUGGGUCCCUGAAGCACGUAGAAACUUAAAAUGAGCCAAUAUAUUGAGGUUACGACUGGGCGUGGAGAUUCUCAAGAGCACAAUAGCUGGAAGUUUGGGGCUCACUCAUGGCCAAUUAGUAUCGGUGCCGGAGGUUGUAAAGCAUAUUGCUUAUUCCUUAAGUGCAAUUCUGAAAUCAAUUUACCUGUUUACAACUUUGUUA